AUGAAUAAGACAGUGUGUGAAAAGUUUAUGAGUAUAUUGGAGUUUUUUCCCGAUACAUUGACCAAUGAUGGAAAGUAUCAAUUUAAAACAGAAAAUUUUUUAAAUAAUUAUUGUAGUAGUAACGACUGUAAUACUGAUCUCGAAAAAAUUAAUGGUGGAUGUUUAUAUCUUUUUAAUCAUUUCUUUGGGAGUUCUGAAUUGUUUAAGACUGUUGCAAAUAGUAACAUCAAUAUUGUUGAUUACAUUUUGACAUGGUUAAGUUAUAUGUUAAACCUAAAGCAACAAGUAGGAGAUGAGACCAAUCCACAAUAUUUUUAUAGAAUGUAUAUAUUGAAUCAUGAAAAGUAUAAAAAUUCUAUAAUAGGUGUUGAUGGGUAUACUAGUUAUAAGGAUCUUAUAGAUCAAAAAAAAUAUUUGGUGGAUAUGGAUAAAAAAAUUAUAUCUAAUUUUUAUGAAGCAUUUAAAUUAUUAUGUGAAAUGCAUGCUGAAUUUGAUGAUAACUCACAAUAUUGCGUAAACUGUUCGGAAAAUGCCAAAAAGUUUGCUAAAAAAUAUGAAGAAAUGAAUGAAAAUUCUGUUAUUACUAGUAAUAAUUCCUAUAAACAACUAUUGUAUACUUUAUCAAAAGAUUAUGAUAAUUUUAUAAAUAAAUAUAAUAAUAGUCAAUAUUUCAAAUCUUCACCUCUCCCAACGAUAGAAGAAAUACAAACUUCUGCACAACAAAUUCUACAAAGUUCUGAAGAUACAUCAUCAAGUUCAUCGGUAGCAAACAAAUUAUUUACAGUUUUAUCGAUAUUUGGUGCAAUAGCAUUUCUUUUAGGAAUUUCUUACAAGUAUUCGUUAUUUGGGUUUCGGAAACGAUUUAAAAAACAACAAAUAAGAGAAAAAAUAAAAAAUAUAAAGAAGAAAAUGAAUCAAUAA
Molecule: messenger RNA, 921 nt
Organism: Plasmodium yoelii
Lineage: Eukaryota; Apicomplexa; Aconoidasida; Haemosporida; Plasmodiidae
Product: PIR protein
Exons: 3
Coding region: 1-921 (306 amino acids)
Source: RefSeq, a predicted model, not a curated record